AUGUCUGUUACCCACACAGGAGAGUGGAGGCGGAAGGGUCAGGAGCUUACGGUUAUCCUCAGCAGCAUGGCAAGCUUGCUAGCUUCCAGCUACCGACACAUACUUGACUUAUUGCCUCAUUCAGGAGGCGUGGUCCUGAAUCAGAAAAAAACAAACCAACAGUUCCUGAGCACAGAGACGUCUCAGAAGUUUUUAUGUGCACCCUUCCUGACCUCACGAGCUGCACUUUCUUUCAGAAUUGCAUGUGUGAGUGCACCCAGUGUGUACCAGAAGCUCCGGGAGCUUCACAGGGAGGACAUCUCUGUGUACAUCUUUGAAUACGACAGAAGAUUCGCCAUAUAUAGGGAUGAAUUUAUCUUCUACGAUUACAAUCAUCCACUGGACUUGCCUGAGGGAAUCGCUGCACAUAGCUUUGACAUUGUGGUUGCAGAUCCUCCUUACCUGUCUGAGGAAUGUCUCAGGAAGACAUCCGAAACCAUCCAGUUCCUGACUCGGGGCAAGGUUCUGCUGUGCACAGGAGCCAUCAUGGAAGAGCAGGCAGCUCGGCUCCUACGUGUAAAGAUGUGCAAGUUUAUUCCAGAACACUCCCGAAACUUGGCCAACGAGUUCCGCUGUUAUACGAACUAUGACUCUGGGCUGGACUGAAAAGCCUAAAUUCACAGAGCAACAGUUCCAAUAAAGGACUCCACAUCCAUUUCCCAAUUCUCAUCCUGUGGAAACAUCAUGAUCUCCCCCUCUUUCUGCCCUGGCUGGGACUCCCCUAGCUUAUUUUUGAAAAUAAAACAAAACUUCUCAUUGCUGA
Molecule: messenger RNA, 802 nt
Organism: Grammomys surdaster
Lineage: Eukaryota; Metazoa; Chordata; Mammalia; Rodentia; Muridae
Gene: Eef1akmt1
Product: EEF1A lysine methyltransferase 1
Exons: 4
Coding region: 1-645 (214 amino acids)
Biological process (GO): methylation
Molecular function (GO): protein-lysine N-methyltransferase activity; nucleic acid binding
Source: RefSeq, a predicted model, not a curated record